Molecule: messenger RNA, 3004 nt
Organism: Hypoxylon fragiforme
Lineage: Eukaryota; Fungi; Ascomycota; Sordariomycetes; Xylariales; Hypoxylaceae
Exons: 2
Coding region: 1-2808 (935 amino acids)
Molecular function (GO): zinc ion binding
Source: RefSeq, a predicted model, not a curated record
AUGGCUUCGUCAUCAACUACUCCGGACACCUUGAUUACUCUCAAGGUUAACUUCGAUGGCGUGACUCGACGUUUCAAGCUUCCCCUUCGGGAACUCGUCGUAAACAGUCUAGAGGCUAAGCUUCGAACCUACUUGACGAUUCCUGCUGAGACGACCGCUACGUUCGAGCGAUAUUCAGAUUCUGCGGCAUCCUUUGUAUUCCUGCACCCGGCCAACACCUCUGCCUACAAGCAACUUUAUCGGGCUGCUAAGGCUAAGCAAAAGUUAAAGUUGCGAGUUAUUACUCAUCGUGAGCCAGAACCUGAAUCGGAACCUGAGCCAACGUCAGAACCGGUAUCCACACUCGCACCCUCGCCUGAACCCGAAUCUGAUACCAAGCCCGUCGAGGAUAAGGCACCUAAGCCCGUCACUAUUGAAGAUGUCCCCGAAGUUGAACCAAAAGAAGCCAUUGAGCCUACCACCGAAACUACGCCUGCUCCAGAGUCUUCAACGCAGGAGUCAACAACUGGCACGGCUGCGUCCGGAAUCCUGGAUACAAUUCCUGUCUCCGAAAUCCACUCGAAUCUACCUAACUUCAUUCAACUAUGGCGGGCAUAUGGUAUGCCCAGAAUCAAUCUACGACGAGGUGCCGAGGGCGAGGAGGUAGUCGACCUCAUUGGCUCCACUUCAGGCGAGCCUUUGGUGAAGUCUGAGUUCAAUGACGGACUCUCUCUGAACCCGGAGACUAUGACCCAAUGCCCCUUUGCAUCCAACAAGGCGCAGAAACUAGCCCAGCUGUCUAAGCUGGAGAAAUAUUUCCGCAAGGCCAAGGAAAGUGAAUCUGCGAAUGAUGUUAUAGCUGCCCCCGAGGUUGAAGAGGAGAUGAACAAGAACGAGACACCUAUCAUCCCUAGUUGCUUGCGAAGACCAUUUACUGUCUGCUGCAACAGUUGUGAUCGGGCUGUACCUGACGCGCACUUCCACUGUUCAACGUGCGACGACGGCGACUUUGACCUUUGUCAAGACUGUGUUGAUCAAGGCAUUACAUGCUACGGCGAGGGCCACUGGCUGAUUAGGAGGACUAUUAAGGACGGCCAGAUCAACUACAGCACAACUCAAGUUGUUCCUAAGCCGCCCAAAUCUCCAACGAACAAAGAGGUUCAAACUCCUUCGGUGAGUCUCCCUAUCAGAACUGCCGAUUUUCCGAUUGUUCUGGGAGCUGUUACGGUUGGCACUCCCAUCAACGAGCGAACAUGCAACUGUUGUGUCCAGGAUUUUCCCGGCUACAAUUUCUUGCACUGCACUACAUGUGACGACUACGACCUUUGCAAAGGGUGCUUCCAAAAGGACAAGCAUGGCCAUCACCCGGGCCAUGGAUUCGUUCCUGUUGUUCCUGGUGCAACCUUGGACCAUUCGAUUUCUUCUCGCUUGGCUCCUGGCAGAAAUGCUGCACACAAUGCCAUCUGUGAUGGUUGCGACCAGUAUAUCCGAGGCGUUCGACACAAGUGCCUCGACUGCCCUGAUUGGGACUACUGUUCCGAGUGCGCCAAAAAUGCUGAUUUUGUCCACCCAAAUCACCGGUUUGUGGCUAUUUACGAUCCUCUAGUUGACCGAACAGUCCGAUCAGCAGCUCGCUCAACGCAUCAUGGUAUCUGCUGUGAUGGCCCAUUGUGCACAGCAUCCCGUUGUGGUUCAAAGUACAUUGUCGGAACUCGUUACAAGUGUGCCGUCUGUCAUGAUACAGACUUCUGCGCCAAUUGUGAGGCUUGCCCCACAAACACACAUAACAAAACGCACCCUCUCAUCAAGUUCAAGACGCCCGUACGCCAUGUCAGUGUUACCACUACCGGCGAGCACGAAGAUGGACAGCGUCUUCCCCAGAUGGGUGACCGGGCUAGCCAAAGCUCGGUAACGCUCUCAACUCCCUCGGCACACGAAAAUAUUUUUGCCACACCCGUACAAACUGUAGUCGAUGUGGAGCCUACGGAGCAAGACCUACCAAAGCCGAAGCAGGAGGAAGUUGUGGUCAAAAAGGAAGAAGUGGAAAUUGACGUGGUGGCUUCGGCUGAGAAGCAAGUCACUCCGGCAGGGCUUGUUGCCGUCUUUUUGCGCGAUACUGUUGCCGAUGGAACUGUUUUCCCUCCCAACCACACCUUCGAGCAAGUCUGGGUCCUCCGGAAUCUAGGCAAUACCCCUUGGCCGGCUGGUUGUUCUGUAAAGUUUGUUGGUGGUGAUUACAUGGGAGCCGUCGAUCCUACUCACCCCGCUGGAGUUCACGAGCUAGUUUCGGCUUCCGAGUCUACCACAUGCUAUAACGAGCUCCAGCCUGGCCAGGAAUUCCCAUUCACUGUUCUGAUGCGUACCCCUGACCGAGAUGGUAAAGUGAUCUCGUAUUGGCGACUGACAACUCCGGAUGGUGUCAAAUUUGGCCACAAACUCUGGUGUGACGUAACCGUGCAGACCCCGGUACCCAAGAUUGUCAAGGUGCAAUCUCGACGCGAGCGUGAGGAACUUGACAUUCCAGCGGCUACCCCUGAGAUGACGGAAAGCCAAAUGAUCAUCCCCAAGUUGGUACAUGAAUCUCCUUCGUCUAGCAUGCUUGGAGGAAAUGCUCGUUCGGAGGUGGAGGCAAAGACUGAGGCGGACACACUCGUGCCAUCAGUCCGUGAUGAGCAAGAGGAGGAUGAUGAUGACUUUGAGGACUGUGGCGAAGAUGACGAGUGGGCUGAGUCCGAUGAGGGUUUCAUGACGGAUGAGGAGUACGAUAUUCUGGAUGCCUCGGACGAGGAAUAUCUCUCAGCGCAGCAAAAAUUCCCAAGCAAGAAAUAGGGGCUUGGUGCCCAAGUUAAGGGGGCCAGGAUUAAUGGCGUGCCCAGGUACGAUAGUUUGCCUACGGAGGUGUAUGCUUGGCACAGAGCAGGUCUAUUCUAGUGUGCUGCUUGGUUUCGGGUUUUCGUCUGCGAGGCUAGGUGGAUCGGGAGUCUAUUCAUUGAUGAUUUAAUUUCCUUUCGUAUGGAGGUCUUUG